UUGUGUAUCUGUCGUAGUGUUACUCCUCUAUGAUGUACAGUGUUUGACAAGCCAGGCAUCUAUCAGGUAAAGUUGUGUAUCUGUCGUAGUGUUACUACUCAAUGAUGUACAGUGUUUGACAAGCCAGGCAUCUAUCAGGUAAAGUUGUGUAUCUGUCGUAGUGUUACUACUCAAUGAUGUACAGUGUUUGACAAGCCAGGCAUCUAUCAGGUAAAGUUGUGUAUCUGUCGUUGUGUUACUUCUCUAUGAUGUACAGUGUUUGACAAGCCAGAGAUCUAUCAGGUAAAGUUGUGUAUCUGUCGUAGUGUUACUUCUCUAUGAUGUACAGUGUUUGACAAGCCAGGCACCUGUCAGGUAAAGUUGUGUAUCUGUUGUAGUGUUACUUCUCUAUGAUGUACAGUGUUUGACAAGCCAGACAUCUAUCAGGUAAAGUUAUGUAUCUAUCGUAGUGUUACUUCUCUAUGAUGUACAAUGUUUGACAAGCCAGGCAUCUAUCAGGUUCGUCUUGUGGGAAACAAAACAGUCAUUGCCAUAAGUCCGCACAUUCAGGUGAUUUGGAGUUCUCACUACCACCUCAGUGUUCCUCAGCCCUACAUCUUCCCCUGCCAGGAGGGUGUUUUGACGAUAUAUGAGUAUCCACCGUGUAUUUUGACAGAAGACAGAAUUAGAGUAUAUGGACGUCGUUUGUCAUCAUCGACAACAGACUACAUCUUCGAAACUAAGGUCUCCACCAGCAAACACGCCUUGGCUCUACCAUGCGGUAUCUUCAGUUCCCAGUAUCAGUCGUUUUGUUUCACAUAUACCAGUGUGGCGGCCAGCGGUGCCGUAUUCGAAUUAAAGACAUUCUGCCGUCCUCGAAAUAUCGAACAAGGAAGAAGAAGGGCAAGCUGGAGCGGAUGGAGUAAUUGGUCUCGUUGUUCUUCCACUUGUGGUGCUGGUAUUCGUAGCCGAUACCGUCUUUGCCAUUCUCCCAGUUCUGCUAGUUACUGCUCAGGAAAAUCGAUAGAGUCCGUCGUCUGUGUUGUAAAAGAAUGCAUUGAAGAAACCACACUCAUGACUGAAGACUUCUUGCAACAUCUCGAGUGCAACUGUAGCUGUAACUUGAACAUUACUGGUAAUGGAACUCUAGUUGUGAAACUACUUUAUUGUGACCAUGUUCCUCUAUUCUGGACACUUAAGGCCUUGCCUGAGGGCUCUCUAAACAUCAUGUUUCAUGAAGUAAAUCUUGACUCCCAGUUCUGGCUCACCGUUCGAGAAGGUGCAUCUAUAGUGGGGCCAAUUCUGGCAAUAGUAACUAAUCAGAUGACAUCUGUGUUUGUAAACUCACACAGUUCAACUGUACGAAUAGAGCUACAAUCGUCUAAUGUAUCAAUUAUUCCUGAAGGAGAAAUCACCCUAAAGUUCUUCAAGGAAAAUUUGAAAGUAAGCAGUCUAACAGCUGAUUGGAAUGAUACUCCUGGAAAGGCCCAGUUCAGCUCGGUACAUUUAACGUUGGGGGCGAUGGCUUUUGUUGUGAGUUGUGUAAUUCUCAUUAUGCUCUUGUCAAAACAAAUUUAUAGCAAGUUUCGUCAGAAACAUCACAGCGUCUCCUCCGAAUCAUUCAGUUCCUCUCUUUGUGAUAUUGGUGUUUCCAUUCCAAAGGUCCACCUUCUAGGUGGCGCUACUUCGAUCUCCGAACUCUCCUGCUCUCCACCAUCUCUCCGACGCCAAAUAACAACCCCUAAGAAGGUUUCUAGUCAAGAAAACAUUAGUCCAGAAGAUUUUCUCUACAAUACAUUUCUUUUUCACUCUACUAGUAGUAUCUACACCCUCACUCCACCCUCAUCGUCUCUGAUCCAGCGUCGAGUUUUGAUGUCAGGGUCCAAAAAAAAACUUUCUGUUUCACCAAAACCACAACCCAAAAGUGAGAGAGCUAGUCAAGUCCGUCGUCAGUUACUAAAGACUGCUAGAAAAGAUAGGCCAGUAGACCGGUUAAAAGAAGAAUCAGUGACACCUGGAGGUAAAGGAGCAGCUGCGUCCACACAGUCCUUAUCAGAAGUAUCGGUUGAAGGAUCGGAGGAUGGAUUUGAGUAUGAUUACUAUGACUACAGUUGCCAUAAUGAUCCAGGAUCUUUCUUCUGUACUGAUCCUACAUUAAUGGGUUGGCCUCCUUUUAUUCCUAUCUAUCCAGGAAUGAGUGAGGAAGAGUUGCCACUUCGAGAUUUCCCAAUUAUCCAGAAAGAGACAACUGACCAAGACUCUGGCGUAUCUUAACGAACCGAGUUUCGACACCCACAACA
Limulus polyphemus (Atlantic horseshoe crab) is the source of this 2279-nucleotide messenger RNA. RefSeq lists its product as uncharacterized. Bases 472 to 2253 code for a protein of 593 amino acids. The record is from RefSeq and is a predicted model, not a curated record. Lineage: Eukaryota; Metazoa; Arthropoda; Merostomata; Xiphosura; Limulidae. Gene Ontology annotation, cellular component: cell periphery. The transcript has 5 exons.